This is a messenger RNA of Linnemannia hyalina, 2313 nucleotides long. The record is from the annotation of a GenBank genome assembly. Lineage: Eukaryota; Fungi; Mortierellomycota; Mortierellomycetes; Mortierellales; Mortierellaceae.
AUGGAUCUCUCCCGGUUGCUCAAUCCCCUUGGAUCGGAUUCUGAACAGGCUCCCUCUUCUCAUCCUGGGCCCACAACCACAACCACACAACCCGACACCGGCUCCAACUCUGGCAUCAACUCUACUUCAACAUUCCACCGUCAGCAACAACAACAACAACAACAACAACAACAACAACAACAACAACAACAACAACAACAACAACACCACCACCACCACCACCAGCAGUACUAUCACGACAGCAAAACGGAUGGAAGGAAUCACGAUCGCCAAGAGUUCACCGACUCCAUCGGUCCAAAACGCCACGACCUGACAAGCUCGGUCGAGCAAUUAGGAGGGUUGGCGACUCUGAACAUUGAAGGUGGUCGUCAGAACUACCGCAACCAACAGCUCCCAGCGCGACACGAUUAUCCAUCAGAUGGCGGUGGAGGUGAAGGUUAUGAGCAGCAGCGCAUCGUGGCCCAGCCUAGUCCUUAUUCUCGGCCGCCUUGUGAGAGCAACUACUUUUCUCCUGUGGAGGGCGAUGAUCGAAUGGACCAAGAUUAUCACCACUACCAGCAGCAGCGCCAGCAACACCGCCAUCACCACCAGCAGCACAUGCGACAAGAUCAACAGCAGCAACAACAACUUGAGCAGCAGCAACAUGAGCAAUUGACGUCGCCGACGACAAAACGCAAAUAUCAUGAAAAUUCGUCUACAUCAUCAUUCGCUAAACCUUCUUCAUUUGGAUUCAACCACCACCACCAACAACAAAAUUCGGAUGAGCAGGAGAACGAUGGGGAUGUUGAUGAGGAAAAGGGUGGAGGGAGCAGUGGGACAAGUAACAGCAACACUACCAGCAACACCAGCAGUGCUGGUACUGCUUCAGGCAAUGGAGGAGGAGGAGGAGGAGGAGGAGGAGGUAACAAUGGCAGCAGAAACAGUUGGAGUGCGGGUGAAGCGAAGAGACGACGUUCUUUGCUUGCUCAGUUUCAGGAGUCGGGCGAUCUCUCUUCCCUCGGACAGCAGCAGCAACAGAGUUUAUUCGGGGACCCGGUUCAGCCACAUGAUCGCAGGAACAGCGGCAGUGCCAGUGGCAUUGGCAGUGGCCACAAGAUUGGGGGUAACCCGAGUGAGUCUGGGUCUCAUAAUACGGCAGCAUCAUCGUCUUCACCGUCAUCAUCACCAUCCGCAUUGUCAGGAACAACAUCGGCAAAAAUAAAAACACAAGCAGGAACACCAGCAACAGGAACAUCAACAAAUGUUCCAUUGACAUUUGAGCGAAGUGGCGACGGAAAGAUCCGGUGCACAUUUCCUCGAUGUGGAAAAGAGUUUUCGAGCGAGUCAAGGCUAUCGACACACAUCCGCAUCCACUCGGGAAAACCUCCCUACCCAUGCGACUACCCAGGAUGUGCCAAAGCCUUCCACACCUCAUCGUCGUUGUCACACCAUCGGGUUGUGCACUCGGAUCAAGGCCUGAGACCCUUCGUAUGUCGUCAUGACCGCUGUGGAGCAACCUAUACUCAAUUGGCCCGGCUCAUCACCCAUCAACGCACAGCCCACAGUGCAACAACAACAACGACGACGACGGGUAAGAACAACACCAAACACAACAACGCUUCGACCGAAUCAACAACCGAGGCGACGGGGAACAAGUCAACAUCAUUAUCAUCAUCAUCGUCAUCUACGCAAAAGGCCGUGACUAGUCCUACUGGUGCUAGUGGCAGCGGCAGUGGCAGUGGUAGUGCUAGUGCCGUGGAGAACAUGAGCAGGACCACGAACAGGGGCACUAGAGCUUCCACCACUGCUACAGCUGGACUUGCGUCGUCUUCUUCGUCUUCCAGACCGCCGCCUUUUCCAGGAACAGGAAGAUCCGGAGCACCAGGGGAGGAUGGUGAGGAUGAGAGCGAUGAUAUGAAGCAGCGCCGUGAGGCUGCCUUGACGAUGGCCAGCAUCAGGGAACUCGCUGGCGACAACAAGACGGUCACUUCUCCGCCAUUAGGGACACGACCGGUUCCACUCUCUCCUCCGGGCUCUGGCCCUGUUUCUCCACAGGACCAGUAUUCGCCUCAGGAUCGUCGGUUCACCUUUUCGUCUCAACAUCAAUUACGAGAGCAGGGUCUGCCCGGUUACUCCUCUUCCCGUCGACAAUCUCACCCGAACCAGCAUCAACAACAAGUUUAUAGCCACCAACAGCAGGAUUACCCGUACCAUCAUCAGCAACAGCAGCAACAACGUCAUUAUGAGUUCGGAUCGCAAAGGAGUAGUAGCAAUGACAUUGACUAUGAGUCUGACCGCCCACAACACCACCAUCAACUUCACCGCCAGCAAUAA